UGCCUUCAGUGGUCUAAAAACCAACACUAAGCCUACACUAGACUAGUAGACCUCCUGUUUUAUCUAUUGAUGCUACCCCAUCAAACCCUCGUGCUUACCUUUGUGUUCUUCCUACUUUCCUUGCUGUGUCGGUGUUUGGCGGCUUUCAUUCUGUUUUAUUCAUCAUCUAUCGUAUCACCAUCUCCAGCGCCUUGGUUUGGUUUGGUUCACAAUCAUGAAGCGCAUUCUGACCUCCUUCAGCAAGCGGUCCGGCCCAACACCGGAAGGUCCGUCGUCAUACGCUCAGGAUUCUCCCGAGGGUAUUAUACUGAGAGAAGUGACUGCAUUUUGCGAGGCACCGCCAAGCGAUACCCAAGGAAACGAGUUCGUCCAUCUGCCCGCUAUUGUAGAAAGUGCGGAGUCCAGCCCCAAUGCCGCCAGGGAAGCAGCGCAUCGCAUUCGCAAGUUGUUGUCCGACCCAGCGUCAACUCCGGCCAAUGUACAGUACAAUGCGAUCAUGCUGAUCCGCAUACUCGUCGAUAACCCUGGUCAUACUUUUACACGGAACAUCGAUGCCAAAUUUGUCGCAACGGUGAAAGACCUCCUGCGCCAGACGAGGGACUCGAAUGUGCAAGGUUUCCUCCGACAGACUCUGGAUGCUUUGGAGAUGCAGCGUGGAUGGGAUGAGGAUCUUGCUCCACUUCUGCAGAUGUGGACAAGGGAAAAGACCAAGCUCAAGAGGACUAAUAGUGGAAGUACUUGGAGGUCCCAGGUUUCAUCCCAGACUUCACCGCAACCGCAACAGCCUCGUCCCGAUUAUUUUGGCCCACGCCAGGCCGGAACCUUGCCACCCCCGGAUGAACUCGCUGCUCGUGUCACUGAAGCUAAGACAUCGGCAAAACUGCUCGUACAGUUCGUUCAGUCGACGCCUCCCGCAGAGAUGGCGGAGAACGAGCUUAUCAAGGAGUUCUCUGACCGAUGUCGGUCGGCAUCACACACCAUCCAGCACUACAUCCACUCGACGAACCCUCCACCCGACGAGGAUACUCUCCUGACCUUGAUUGAAGCGAAUGAUGAGCUUUCCAUGUCGCUAUCUAGGCACCAACGUGCUCUUCUUAACGCGCGUCGAGCCUUAGGGCAAUCGGGUAGCCAGUCACCCUCGCCGCCGGAGACCACACCAUCAGGUGCUUCUAGUGCUAUCCCCCCACCAGUGCCUCCACGAGAUACGCAGAACCCCUUUAUACCACCAGCAAUGCCCUUGGCGACAUCAAGCCCUAGCGGGAUUCCACCCCCGACGAAUAACGGCACGGGACGGUCGGAGUAUCGGUCGGAGGACUUUCAGGUGCACAACCCAUUCGCCGAUAACUUCAGCACCACUGCUACCGGCUCAUCAGAAGGACGGAGAGAGGGGGCAGCGAACGACUCAUGGUACGAUCCGUAUCCGCAACCUAUACAGCGCGCGUGAUGCGUGGUGGAGUGUUGGGCGUCUUCUCCCUUUAUACUGGUUUCCUGUUUGCCAGCCCCCUUGUGUCUCUAUACCGCACGAUUGAACGCCUUCCCUAAUGCUUUAAUGUAGUUUUAUUUGUUCUUUGGCUGAUGUGAUACCUCUUUUCGCGGAGCAAUAUUACUUGUAUACGUUGUUGGUUUGGUUGCAUCUGCAAAGAUAAGUGACGCCUGGUCUGCGUCACAUCAUAUGCACAAGCUUAGAUGAGACAAUGUACCUAUCUUCUCUGUGACAGGAAAUUUCGUUCAGGCUUUGCUCAAAAUUAUAAUUCAACAGAAAGCUAUCAGACCUGUUGCCAGCGAUUGACAGAGAGGCAAGCGCGGUUGAGAAGGCAUAUGGCAGCUACAUCAUAGCAUGCUAACGCUCAUGAACUGUUCAUUAUUAACAAAAUUCUUAUCUGCCGAGGACUCGCCGAUGCUUGUUUUACCUACACUGGUUCUUAGAGCCAUGUAUCGCACAGAUCACUUAAUGAACACCCGGCGCUUACCCAAAAAGCAAGCGGCGAGUCAGCUCCGACUAAAAGAGUGGGCUCAUUUACCCCUACUCAUAAGUACGAGGCUUCUGCCUUCUUUCAGGCACGAACUCCGAAGACCCUUGGCCUUGUUUAUGAUUACGGAGACUCAAGGAC
Aspergillus pseudonomiae is the source of this 2111-nucleotide messenger RNA. RefSeq lists its product as uncharacterized. Gene Ontology annotation, cellular component: actin cortical patch. The coding region runs from base 215 to 1444 and encodes 409 amino acids. The record is from RefSeq and is a predicted model, not a curated record. Gene Ontology annotation, molecular function: ubiquitin binding; phosphatidylinositol binding. The transcript has 5 exons. Gene Ontology annotation, biological process: endocytosis; actin cortical patch localization; actin filament organization. NCBI's taxonomy places the organism in Eukaryota, Fungi, Ascomycota, Eurotiomycetes, Eurotiales, Aspergillaceae.